This is a messenger RNA of Mercenaria mercenaria, 6769 nucleotides long. RefSeq names its product cys-loop ligand-gated ion channel-like. Gene Ontology annotation, cellular component: neuron projection; synapse; membrane. Bases 1330 to 2691 code for a protein of 453 amino acids. Gene Ontology annotation, biological process: monoatomic ion transmembrane transport; regulation of membrane potential; chemical synaptic transmission. NCBI's taxonomy places the organism in Eukaryota, Metazoa, Mollusca, Bivalvia, Venerida, Veneridae. Gene Ontology annotation, molecular function: extracellular ligand-gated monoatomic ion channel activity; transmembrane signaling receptor activity; neurotransmitter receptor activity. The record is from RefSeq and is a predicted model, not a curated record. The transcript has 12 exons.
CACCUAGUGUACCUCGUUAACACGUGAUAUACCCUAGUAUUUCAAUCAAUGGAAUUUUAUCUUUGUAAACGAAUUGUAUGGUGUAUAUGAUUGCAAAUAUAUGAGUGUCUUGAGUGGACAUGAGUUUGUAUACAUAUAAUUAGAUAUAUGUGUAAUAGGUCAGAUAAUAUAAUGUCAUGUAAUCAACAUAUUGAUUGCCUUCGAAGCAAAGCAGGAAAGUGUUUUUAUUAAGCGUAUGUCAAUAUGUGUGAUAUUUAAACAAGUUCAGUAUGUGUUUUAUGACGAACCAGAUGUGAAAGAAGGAAUAUAUUACAGUGUACAACAGCGAUUGUUAUUGCAGCGUAUUAUACUAAAGAAGAAUGGAUAAUUAUCACAGAAUGCCCGAGAGCACGUGUACCUGUACAGCAUUACCUGGAUAACUAAGUAUAAAAUGUAUGGAAAACAGUGAAGUGCUUAUUUUGUGAUAUAGAUUAUUCGUGACACAUUAACAUCAUUAUGGAAUGAGUACAAUGGAGUGUUUCAAUGGGAAAGUGCAGAUAUAUUAUGUUUGACGACAUAAAUAUUCAAAUAUUCAAUGGAUUUUGAUAACGCGAUAGUAUUGCUAUAUCGUUAACCCGUACAGAGAGAUACCACUUCACUCAUUGAAUAAGGAAUUUGAAUAUGUGUGGAAAUUAAAACGAAGUGUUGUUUUUAAUCUUUCGGCAAGAUCGAUUAAACCGUGUCUCAUUAAUUAUUGUCUGUUGAUAGAAACAACGUCUGCCAUUUCAGUCAAAGUCAAACUUUACAAUGUUUAUAUUUGUAUCUUUCUUUUGUUUGGAAGGUGUUCAUUCAACUUCACAUGGAUUGAGACCGUAGUAGUUUGAUUCAAUUAGCAUCCAAAUUUGCAUAUUAAAACGUGUACAUUAAGCAUCCAUGUUAAUGUGAAAACAGUACAAUUCGUUUUUCUUCGAUACAUCUAGACCAGAAUACUUAUCAUUUUCGAUACCAUGAAAAACUGUUUACGAUUCUGUGUUAGAUUUACAGACAAAAAGCUCAAGAGCAGGUGAAGAUAUAUUUAUAAAUAAAUAAGAACAUACAGUAAUACUACUACAUUGUUUUGAACUAUUUGCUUUACCAGGAAUCCUGUCUCUCUUCUUCAGGUAAAAAGAAGGCAAAUUAUUGAUGUUCAAUAGGAAUAAAAUGAUGAUAAUAAUCAACUAAUGUUGGUGUGGAGUGUCUUAUGAAAAUAACAAACAGUUGUGAGUUUAAGUACUGGUAGGAAUAAAGAAUUUUAUUUAGUACAUCUGACUGAUGAACAAAAAACUGUAUUUUUAAUAUAAAAUAUGCGCAAUGCGAGGUUCGUACAUGGUGCGCAGUUUCUGGAUUAUUACAAAUAAAAUGUCCACAGCGAUAGCGUACAGCUUCAUGGCCAUGGAUAAACGGCAACGAAACGAUGUACCGGAAGUGAACCGUCGCUGUAGCAACAACUCAGAAAAAUACCUUAACGCCGGGUAUGACAACACGAGUGAGAGCACAUUAUCAAGGUCACUGAAAAGGCGCCCAAGAAAGAGGUCAUCUUCAAGUACACGAUCAAAAAAGGAUCCUAGGGUGAAGGUUGAAAUUGUGGUUCAAUUUUUCAAAGUCGGCGAGAUAGAUACGCUCAAGGAACAAUUUAAUGCUGACGUCAUCGUAAAAGCAAAAUGGCGGGAACCAACGUUAGAUGGUCAGCAGACGACAGCAGACGCCAUAGACUUUGCACGGCUAUGGAGUCCAAAACUGUACAUCGAAAAUUCCCUUGGCGAUCCUAAAGAACAAAUCCGGCAUCGUAUAAUCUACAAUGAAAAAGGGGAGGCAUUUAUAUAUGAGAAAAGAGUGGCGAAAGGAACAUUUAUGGAAAAUUUAGAAUUAGAUGAUUUUCCAUUCGAUGUACAGGAUUUAACAAUUACUGUGGCCUCUGAGUUACCCAUCAGUGAGUGUGAACUUGUUGAGGACAAAGAUGAACAUCAUGUUGUAAAUAGACAAUCGUUUGUUGAUGAACAGGAGUGGCAUUUAUAUGUGCACACAGAGUGUAAUAAGAAAGAACUUGUGAUAGACCAGGUCGACAAUUCCGUAAAACGUUCGGCCCUUUCCGUAAAAUGCCGAGCUGCACGUCGGCCUGGUUAUUUUGUUUGGAAUAUAUUUAUGAUAACCUUCCUGAUCUGUAGUUUAGCGUUUGCAACAUUCUCAGUGGAAAAGGACCUUCCACAAAACAGGCUACAAUUGUCUUUCACACUUGUCUUAACGGCAGUUGCGUUCAAAUCUGUAGUUAAUUCAAGUCUUCCACGAAUUUCUUACCUCACUUAUAUGGACAAAUAUUUAUUAGUUUCCAUGGUAAUGUUAUCGGCGGUAUGCACGUGGCAUGCCAUUGUCACGCGCCUCAACUACAAUAGAAAGUAUGCAGACCAUGUAGAAAAUAUCGUGCUAACAAUUCUCAGUGUUCUCUAUAUCGUAUACAACAUUGGCUUCAUUGUGAUCAUCUAUCUGUUUCCUUGUAAGAAAAGACGGAUAAUGUCUCAGAAAGAUAAAGAAUACAAGCGAAAUCGACGGUCAUUUCGGCAAAAAUCAGUAUAUGUGGAUUCCUUGAGCCGGACACAAGUAGCAAAAUACAAGCGGAAACCCCGUCGACAGGCAUUAGAACAGAACGAAAAUAUAAAUGUAACGGCCAAAUACUGACGCCAAAUGCUUCUCUUGAACAGAAAAUUGAAACUAAUUUACCACAGAUGACGUCAUUACGUGACGGCACGUUCCACCAGGAUAUGACGUCUAACGGCGAUGUUGCAAAACUUAGAAGUGCAUCAAGCUUCGAUAUCUUUCAUACAAAACGAAGGUGGUCACCUGAAGGUCAUCCGUCUGUCCGUAUUGGGAAUGGAAUACAAAAAUUACCGGAUGGGUGUGGUCAGCAGAGAAGGCGGAGUCUUCCGCCUGUCAACGUGUGGCCAGACUUAAAACGUAUGAAAAUAUCACAAGUGCAACCUAUUUUUAGCACACAUGAUGAAAUUAAAAGUGGUUGAUCACGCAAUUCCAAACGUGAAUUGUGUUUGCAAGAGCUCAGUGGUAACUCUUGGACAAUUCAAAGUUAAAAUUCUGUUUUUAUUGCACUCUUUCACAGUGAUUCGUGAAAGUUUAUAUAAUGUACACUCUUCCUGAGAUUUCACCGGGGGCUAGAAGAUAAUGUUGGGAACACACUAAUUUAAAAGAGGUAAAGAGUCUUAAAAACAGAAACACGGGAACCGCGAAGUGUUUUCUAGAGAAAAACACAUCCUGUGUGCUAAAACCUGAUUAGACCUUUUCAUAACAAAGUUUGCAUUAUAUCAAGAAUGCGUUGUAAGUAUUGUGUAAAAUGAAGUGCACACUCACGCGAUACCUCCGCCUCACAGCGGUACAUAAAGUUUAAAAAAAAGAACCCGUCUUACGUGACAUUACAUCAUAGUUUGUACUAGUGAUCUUAUUUCAACUUAAACUUUUGCUGCUAUAUGCACCAGUAGUUUCAAAGCUGUGAUUGAACAAUUUCUUAUAUUUACUGUAAUGUUAAUGUUAGUUAAAAUAAUGUAAUGUUUUAUCAUGUUUUAGAGGCUUAUUGUAUAAUACCUGAUACCAGUUACUCGUGCAUUUUUACUUCUGAAUAUUUGUGCAAUGUGACCAUUAUAACUGAAUUAAAAGUUCAGUUCUACUGAUUGCAAGUUUAUCUAUCUAUUAUAUAAAGUAAUUACAAGAAUAUUUGCUCACGAUGGCCUCCGUGUCUUAUUUGUAUUCGGGACAUUCUAUGUGUAAAAAUGUACACUUGCACUGUAUUAACCUUUAGCCUGCUGGCGGCAAGAUAGUCUGCCUUUGCGAACAUUGCAAACCAAGAUCAGCCCGCAAAUCCGCCAUGGUCUGCACUGUUCGCUAUUUAGUCAAUAAUUUUCAGUGGACAUCCCUUUGAAUGAUAAGUGGUAUGGCCCAAAAUUGAAUGAUGGACCAGCUCAUUAUAGAAAUUUAGCAGGGUAAGGGUUAAUACUGUUUGAUACUACGGAACACCUAAAGUGCCAUCCAACACAUAAGACAUUGCACUCCUUUUCAUUUCGUAUUGCAUAAUUACGAAAACGUUUUUCGUUAUACGUGUGUUUUUUUAGCUCAACUGUCACAAAGUGACAAGGUGAGCUUUUGUGAUCGCGCGGUGCCCGUCGUCCGUCCGUGCGUCCGUGCGUCCGUAAAGUUUUGCUUGUGACCACUCUAGAGGUCACAUUUUUUGUAGAAUCUUUAUGAAAGUUGGUCAGAAUGUUCAUCUUGAUGAUAUCUAGGUCAAGUUUGAAACUGGGUCACGUGCCUCAAAAACUAGGUAAAAGGUCUAAAAAUAGAAAAACCUUGUGACCUCUCUAGAGGCCAUAUAUUUCACAAGAUCUUCAUGAAAGUUGGUCAGAAUGUUCACCUUGAUGAUAUCUAGGUCAAGUUCGAAACUGGGUCACGUGCCAUCAAAAACUAGGUCAGUAGGUCUAAAAAUAGAAAAACCUUGUGACCUCUCCAGAGGCCAUAUAUUUCACGAGAUCUUCGUGAAACUUGGUCAGAACGUUAAUCUUGAUGAUAUCUAGGUCAAGUUCGAAACUGGGUCACAUGCCUUCAAAAACUAGGUCAGUAGGUCAGAUAAGAGAAAAACCUUGUGACCUCUCUAAAGGCCAUAUUUUUCAUGGGAUCUGUAUGAAAGUUGGUCAGAAUGUUCAUCUUGAUGAUAUCUAGGCCAGAUUUGAAACUGGGUCACCUGCGGUCAAAAACUAGGUCAGUAGGUCUAAAAAUAGAAAAACCUUGUGACCUCUCUAGAGGCCAUAUAUUUCAUGAGAUCUUCAUGAAAAUUGGUCAGAAUGUUCAUCUUGAUGAUAUCUAGGUCAGAUUCGAAAGUGGGUCACAUGCCUUCAAAAACUAGGUCAGUAGGUCAAAUAAUAGAAAAACCUUGUGACCUCUCUAGAGACCAUAUUUUUCAUGGGAUCUGUAUGAAAAUUGGUCUGAAUGUUCAUCUUGAUGAUAUCUAUGUCAGCUUCGAAAUAGGGUCAUGUGCGGUCAAAAACUAGGUCAGUAGGUCUAAAAAUAGAAAAACCUUGUGACCUCUCUAGAGGCCAAACUUGUGAAUGGAUCUCCAUAAAAAUUGGUCAGAAUGUUUAUCUUGAUGAUAUCUAGGUUAUGUUUGAAAGUGGGUCACGUGCCGUCAAAAAGUAGGUCAGUAGGUCAAAUAAUGAAAAAACGUUGUGUCCUCUCUAGAGGCCAUAUUUUUCAUGGGAUCUGUAUGAAAGUCGGUCUAAAUGUUGAUCUUGAUGAUAUAUAGGUCAAGUUUGAAACUGGGUCAACUGCGAUCAAAAACUAGGUCAGUAGGUCUUGAAAUAGAAAAACCUUGUGACCUCUCUAGAGGCCAUACACUUGAAUGGAUCUUCAUGAAAAUUGGUCAGAAUGUUCACCUUGAGGAUAUCUAGGUUAAGUUUGAAAUGGGUCACGUGCCUUAAAAAACUAGGUCAGUAGGUCAAAUAAUAAAAAAAAACCUUGUGACCUCUCUAGAGGCCAUACUUUUCAUGGGAUCUGUAUGAAAGUUGGUCUGAAUGUUCAUCUUGAUGAUAUCUAGGUCAAGUUUGAAAUUGGGUCAACUGUGAUCAAAAACUAGGUCAGUAGGUCUAAAAUCAGAAAAAUCUUUUGACCUCUCUAGAGGCCAUAUUUUUCAAGGGAUCUUCAUAAAAAUUGAUCUGAAUGUUCACCUUGAUGAUAUCUAGGUCAUAUUAGAAACUGGGUCACGUGCAAUCAAAAACUAGGCCAGUAGGUAUAAAAAUAGAUAAACCUUGUGACCUCUCUAGAGGCCAUUUUUUUCAUGAGAUCGUCAUGAAAAUUAGUGAGAAUGUUCACCUUGAUGAUAUCUAGGUAAAUUUCAAAACAGGGUCACGUACCUUCGAAAACUAGGUCAAUAUGUCAAAUAAUAGAAAAACCUUGUGACCUCUCUAGAGACCAUAUUUUUCAAUGGAUCUUCAUGAAAACUGGUCAGCAUUUUUAUCUUGAUACUAUCUAGGUCAAGUUCAAAACUGGGUCACAUGAGCUCAAAAACUAGGUCACUGUGUCAGAUAAUAGAAAAAACGACGUCAUACUCAAAACUGGGUCAUGUGGGAAGAGGUGAGCGAUUCAGGACCAUCAUGGUCCUCUUGUUUAAUAUUCGUUUUAACGAAAUUUAUUUCGUUUCUGGGAAUUGUCAUUUCGUUUUUAUGACAUUAAGUAUUAGUUCAUAAGUCAAAAUGUGAUUUCAAUAUUACAAAGUAUUAUUUUGUUUUCCUACGAAGUAAAAGUAGAGUAGUCUGAAACAAAAGAGUCGGAUGUCAUUUUAGGGACCUCCAUAUGGUUCAGCAAUGGGUAUGAAUUUUGAAUUUAUGAAUUGUUGUAUUUUUUACGAACUUAUUUUCAAAAAUUUGCAAUUAGUAUGUAUUGAGUAGCAUUCGUUGCAGAACAAAGAAAACGUGUUUGUUUUUUUUUCAAAGAAGAUAAAAAAUUAAAUAUGAAUAAACGUUCGUCAGAUUUAUAGCUUUUACAUGUAAUAGAAAUUCGACAUUAUUAUAGUAGAAAUAAACUGAAAUGAUUGUUAGAAAAUAAAACUAGAUAAUGUUGGAUCUGUUUGAAGUAAAUUCAGCGUAUUAUAAAACUAAAUGUUGACGUCAAAAUUUGAUAAAAAAAUGUUAUGAAAAUUUCUUUCUGUUGCCACGUAAUAAAACACUUACUGACUGGCUGACCGUUCAAGUCAGAAAUAUUAAUA